Molecule: messenger RNA, 7662 nt
Organism: Amoebophrya sp. A25
Lineage: Eukaryota; Dinophyceae; Syndiniales; Amoebophryaceae
Source: the annotation of a GenBank genome assembly
CGAACGCGUGGGCUGCAGCGGCAGGGGAUGAAGUGUUCCGCAAAAAAUCUUCGGACUAAGUUGUGACUUUCUCCUUCGGUUAAAGUGGUACCUUUCUCCAAAUCAUCGGUCUUUCGGUUGAACUUUCAAGAUGUGAAGUCGUGAGUUUCGGUAGCAUCAGGAAAAUCCUCGGGAGUGAAAGCAGAAUACUCAGGAGCGGCAGCGGCGUCUUCGGUUGAAUUUUCGGAGGUUCAGGCGAAUAUUCGGAUCCUCUGUUCCGGACAAUGCGAAGAGUUGUGGUUUUGGGUUUAGCCGCAACUCUUCAGAUCAGGCAAAAAGUGAACUCAGAUCCCCGUUCAGAUCAAGCAUAACAUGAAAUCAUCAAUGAUCAUCAACUAAAAAAUAGCUCAAAAAAUCACCUGAAAGGCCUUGGAUAUUCGGACGAAAAAAAAGGUCGUUCAGAAUUCUCAAAAAGUCGCGCGAGAAGGUUGCACGAAUUACCAGGUCAGAUUUGCAUUGUGUCAAUUCAUAGAGGACGAGGGCAAGAAGAUACUUUUCAGCACAGGUGGGACAGGAACUCAGAGAUGAAUAUCAAACCUGCACAUCACCUGCGUCUGCCGUCUAAUAAGAGCAAGUUCGACGCCUGUGCCUUAACAGCCGGAACACCAGCUGGGCAGCUUAUGACGACCAAAGACGACGAUGGGCCUCUGGCUAGAGCAGCCGCGGCCGCGUCCUCGGAGCAUCGCUCAGGACGAGCAAGAUUGAUGAAAGAGGGUUUGGGUCAGAGUUGGUUUCCUGCGCAAAGCACACCGCAUUUGUUCGAAUCACAGUGUCGCAAGUCGCAACCGGAUGCGCUAGAUGUGCCGACAAGGGGGAGUGGGUUUUCUUACAUUAUGGACUACUUGAUUCUUUUGUUUUUUUGUUUCCUAGUUAGGUGUGCUCCACCGAUAUAUUACGGUCAUACUCCCCUUCAGCUUCAGGCUGACCUACUCCGACAGUCAACACAGGGCAAUAUUCUACUUUGAAGUAAAAAGGGUUCCAUCAGUAAUGUCUCUCCUUCAACAAUACCUAGUUUUUCAUAAAUAGUCCUAAGCUCUAUCAGUAGCCCCUACUUUUCAUCCUUAUAUUUUCCCAUCAAUCUCUAACUCCCAAAGUCCCAAGAGUUCUCUCCAGGGCGUUCCUCCCUCGGACCUCGUAGGAGCAUGCUUCCGAUCUACGGCAUUCGAAAGUGCUGGAAAAAAUAGUCAAUGCGUUUUCGAUGAAGUCUCAGACCCUUGGUUGCAGUGGCAGAUUGGACCGAAUUUAUGCAGCUGAGUCGUGUAAGUAUCUUCACCUUCAGUAACCAUAUUAAUGUACUAAAGCCACCUGCUUCUGCUCGUGUUUCGUGCUCACGAAAUUUAUACAUCCCUAAGUUGUAGUAAUUCCUUAAAAGUCUCUCCCUCCCCACCAAGAAAUCUUCCAUGAAACCCUAAGCACCCUAAGCCCCAACUCUAACAGCCGGCGCCGUCGUAACUGCAGUGGACUUGUAUGCAAGUCAAGGGUGCUGGGUCAAAUCCUUCGAUACACGAAAGCAGAGUUGUGAACAGAAACGGGAGAAAUGGCAUAUCCCAAGAGACGCGAGGGCGACGGUUCUCGUAGGCGAAUCCUUUGACAGAGAUAUUUGUAGUAUUAAGGGAGUUGUCGUUGAUGAUCGUGAAGAUAUGAAUAUGAUCCAUUUAGAAAGUGACACCCAGUGAUAUGGCGAUACACGCCUCCUUCUUUUGUUCGUCUAGGUGUAGUCUUCACUCAUUUCAAGCACUAUUCUCUCGUCCGCUUCAAAGCCUAUUUAGGUACCUUUGACCACAUGCUGUUCUUCGUCGUCCAAGUCCUACUGCUCUAAACGGAGCAGUGACGGCGCAACCGGAUGCCCAGAGGAAGAAACGGACAAGACAGACUACCAAGAAUGCGAAGCAGUUACAAUAGGUGGAAGUGGCGCUCAUCGCCUGGAGCACGAAUCAGACUACGUGCACGAGCAUAAACUGGUUUUACGAAUCCAUCCUGCAUCCUUGUCGUCUAUUUGUCUCCUUCGACACGCAGUUUGUUCCUGUAGAUAUAAUUGUAGAGUGUGAGUACUUCUACUAGGUCUGGAGGCACUCGGAGGUUGACCACAUUAUAUGUUGACUUGCCUCGUCUAAUUCUCCCUCUAGCAAUGCCACCAGAGCGCGAAUACCAUAAGGAAUUCACAGGCACGGACGCUGAGGUAGAGCGUCUGGAACGAAGGCUGCCGGAAGGAUUCGCCUCUUCCAGUGAGCAUGGUCAAGACUUGCGCGUAGCCGGCGAAGGCGAAGAAGGUGGCAGCGCGCAUUACAACAAGGAGGCAUUGAAGCCGAGACGGUUGCGCGUGCAUUGUAUGGCCAUGCCGAACCAAUUACCAAAACACAACAUUUUUGGCAGCUUGAAAGCAGCGCAAGUUGUUGUGCAACAGAAAAAUUAUGGCUGCGGUUCCACCUAACAUGUUGAAUGUCUAUUGAACAAGAGUGUAGUACUUACUUUAGAAGGAACGUAUCUGGAUCCGGGAAGUUGACUUUUUAGGAAACUACUCCUUUCUCUUUGAAGAAAGAUAAUUUUUUUCUCAGGAUCAGUAUGUACUUCUAGCAGGUAAUCCUACAAGCAGCACGGAAUUUGCUCUCUUUUCUCCUCUUCUAACAAGAAGUCGCAGGCCUUCCUCAAAGUCUCCACUUUUCCUUUAUCCAGACACUUGGAUAUACGCAACGCCGACUGAUGCACGAACCUUUACUCGGUGCAGAGAAGUUGGAGGUAAAAAUCAAGACCGGACCGCGAUGUUUGAGCCGUCUGGACCUCUUCAACGUGGAAGGCGUGGGCUGGCUCAAGGAUGCAAUCGUCUUCAUCGAUGACCACUUCAUUGGGACUUUAAUUAUGACAGAUACAGACAUUGAAGACGAAGAGUGUAUGUUCCUAUCAAUCUAUUGCCGCUUCUUGUAGUAGAACAAGUAUGAAAAACCUCAUAGAACUAGUACAUGGAAACAAAAACCCUAAGAUUAAAAGCGGCCUUGAUCUUGAUUCUACCUCCACGCCUAUCGUCCCACCUAUGCCACCUCCUAGCAUCUUUGUCUCACUCUCUUCUAACCUGAAUCCGAAGGACGCGCCGAACACAUAUCAUAGCUCGAUCAUCGAGAAGGGGAAGGAUGGCACCUAUCCCAAGGUCCGAGUCAAAGGAGAUGUCGCGAAGUUCUACAGUGGCAGAUUUACCUUGCAGAUUCCACUUUCGCACGUGAGAGGUCAAACCGUAAAAAUCAAGCUAGCCAGAGCUGGACGUGGACGGAUCUCCUUGUGCGGACUGCAGAUCUACGAGAAUCUGAACGAUAUGCAGUGCAAACGCAGCGUAGUGCCGCCACAGGUCGACAGCUAUUUUUCUUUGAAGCGCGUGCCUCUCGGAGUGGACCCGAUGACUGGGUCGUCGAUGACAAUGAUCACCAGACUGAGCGAAUUGGGGAGGCAAGAAGAUGCAGUACCAGAAGAUGGAGAUCGUGCUCGUGGUGUUGAAGGUGAUGAGACAGUAGUAGAGGGAGAUAGCGAGGAUGCUGAACAAGAUCGUACUGAUGCAGUAGAGCAGGAUGCCAGUGACGGUGAAACAAUAGUUGGAAACAAUAGUGUUGUCCAAGAGCAGCAACGAGAACAAGUCGUAGAACUUCUAAGUGCUGAGGCAGAUGCAGAGCGUCAGGGAGGGGAAGAUUCCAACCUCGGAAGCACAUCAUCCUCGAUAGAUGUUGCCGAAACAAAAAAACAAGAGAGAACUUCUACAGUAGACGAGACGAGGUCGGCGUCGCCUCUCCUUGUUGAGACCGGGUCACUUUCAUCUUCAUCCAUCUCCUCUAGCCGCGCACCUUCUGGUUCCACCUUGGUGGAAACCAGAAGAAGUAAGGAUGUUGGUAACAAUGUAGGCAACACGAUCAGUACGUACUUGAGCUUCCUCCACUGGACAGAUGAAGAGACCGAUGCCUUCUUUGCUAGUACUGAUGUCAAAAACGCUAUCCGAGAGGCUGUGCUGGAGGAAUACGCGGAAAACUGCGAAGGGGUGGACCUCGUUUUCACAGACCCAGCGACAAACUCGACUACCACACAAACAUUUAAGGCUACACACCUAAUCCAUCUCCAGCAGAAGCAUCAAGAAUCUCGAAGCUAGUGCCAUAAGGGGAAAAUGGAUCCGAGAUGGAUUUCAGGAUGGAUUAGGGUGAGCUCUAAAACAAUGCCAGCAUUGCUAGCAGAGGAUAUCGAAAAAGUAGAAUUCUACGACGCCUCGGCUCAGGUAGCUCUGCUACAACAGAAAACAAGAACUUUUACUGUGUCGAGAAGAAAUAAAACCCUUGUUCAUGAUGAUCAGAAAACUUCUAGCCCUAUCGUCGAAAAGACAAAUGUACUAGAGGAAGGACAAGAACAUGGAAAACCACGUGAUUAUAUGGUGGAGGAGGAACAGAAGCCCAAUGGUCGUGCUGCAGUAGCAGAGUUAGCAAUCAAUAAUAGACAAUUUUCAGGGACAAAAGUUUCUCUCCUAGAAGAACAUCAGAGCCAAGAAGAACUACAGCUGACCAGCACGACGCGUAGCAGCGAUGGCGAAGUGCCUCCAGUUGUUGUCGCACAUGUGGAGGUUAAGCUGAAGCCCGAUACCGUUCUUAAGGCUCACCGUAAUUCAUCUUGAGAAGCAAAAGCAUGAUCAUCUUUGGCCCUCUCUGUCUCUAAAGGGAAACAAAACACUAACACGUUAUAUAUUUACUUAGAUGCUACAAAUGGUCAUGCGUCAUGGUGCACUUCAAGAUGAAUAUCGGAGGUGAGGUCUAACGUUCCAAGAGCACUCUGUGGUGGAUUGCAACCUCCCAUGGAUUUUGACUAUUCGAAAAUUUCAAGAGAUAGAACAUCGCUCGGAGACAGUGUUAAGAGAACAUACUAUUUCUAGUAUUUUUGCUAAGUGUAAUGAGUCUGUGAAGUGUGAACAGCAACAGGAGUUCGAGUUUGAUUUUCUUGAUCAGACACAAGAAUCAUUAUCUUACAGUAGUUUUAAUCGAGUCAAAGACAAAACCAGAAAAAAGAUGAUACGCUUCACGCAAUCGUGAUUCACCUUCCAGCAGUCUUCUAACAUCAGUGCAGGCCCUUUUGCCGAUACAGUAGCUGAGAAAGUGAAAUUGGCGUUGACUGGUGGGCAGAAUGGGACGAACGUUUAUAUUGCUGGAGGAGUCCACGAUGGUUGGUUCUUCUGGGACGAGCUCAAAAAAGAAACGCUUAACUAUGUGUACUUAUGGCUUCACGACUUGAAUCUUCUAUUACUAUCACAGCCGUGUAGUUACGCAUUACGAUUACCAAGGGAAGAUGGAGAUGAUCAUGGUUUUAGAGCUGCAUGAUGGAGCUCUAAGAGCUGCCAUUGCCAUAGAUUCUGGUAUUUUGUUGUAACCUGAUUUGAUCAUACAUAACGAAAACAAUAAGGGAAUCCUUCGGAUCGAAUUCAGGUUACCAAAUACCAGUACCAGAGCCAUUCAAUAGAAUUUCCACCAUGAAGAUAACUCUCCCUUAUAGAUACUCUUUUGACAACAACAUGUUCGUCUAAUCCCUUCCGGCGUUCCGCUGACGGCCCUUUUCCUGGUAACAGAAGCCAAUACGAAUCGGGAACAGUGUUUGUAUAUCAACUAAGGGGGCUAACAGCAAUCCAUCUUAAGGAGCAUCCUUGGCCCCUUUUCUAAAGGGAAAACGCUCCAAAGAUGCCUCUCAAGAUGAAUAUCUGUAAGGUCUAAAUCAGUGCUGCAUCCGGGACAGCCUGGACAAGAUUUGGAGAGCCAGUUGACAACUGGAGUUUCGCUCGAUGCUUCCAGUCAAGAGGCCGCCGAGUCGCCUCGACACCUAAGUUUGUAGCCUUAUGCUGGAUGAAAUAGAAAUUUUGGAGGAGGUGAGAUUAGUUUAGAGAGGUGGCUACAACUUUUUUGUUUAAUAUACUUCGUAGACUACGAAGUAUAUUGAACAUCGAGGAUCGGCCCUCUUGCUCUUCUCUCAUGAAGGUACAAGAUGGCUGAAAGACCUCAAUAUCAACAUUAGUAUUAGACAGGACGAUGGAACGCGAGGCAUCAUGACAUCUUCACAAGGUACUAGUGGGUAAUUUUUGUUCCAUAUACAAAGCGGAGGGUUCGCUCCUCAUCCUCCAUACUCCUCCAUCUCCCUGGUUCUCUAACCACAAAAGCAUCAGACGCUGAGGGAGACGCUAGUGCAGAUGUAACAAAAACCUUCAAGAUCUACGAGUCCAAUGAUGUUUCAGGAAAAGCUAUCGUGUCUGGCAACUACGGAAAGCGAGUUGAGCCGGUGGUGGACGUAAACAAACUUAUGGACAGUGAUGGUGGACGUAGACGAGGCUUAUACUAACAAGUAAUGUCCUUACAACUGCUGCUACUUGAUGGUAUACGCAGCAGAAUCUAAAGCCCGCCCUUUAGUACUCUGUCUUAUUGAAAGUCUCUAAAUAAAAACUAUUCUCAAAAAAAGAGCUAUAAUCAUUUUCAUUUCAUGUUCUGAUGAAUCAAAAAUAAUAAGUCCCAACUUCACUCCUAGUCUUCCUUGUCCCCGAUUUCAUAUCCUCUCCGGAAUCAAUGAGUGCCGAAAUUCCGCCAUUGUUUUGCGAUAAGUGGGUCCACAAAGUUGCGAUCCACGGUAAGUGUUUUUGCAGCAACGUCACCUGGGCUCUGAGCGAAGUGGAGUGUCCGGGAUGGUUCUCAGAACCAUGAUGAAGAUAGAGUUCCCUGGAUGGUUCUCAGAGCCAUAAUGAAGAUUGGCAGAGCCAGAGUGGGGCUCAGCUGGUUUAUUAGGGGGCUUGAGGUUUUCUGCAUUAGCAAAAGCUAUCAACAUAUUGAUAUAAUUUAUCGUGUGGGCAUUAUGAUCAUGUCGAAAAUUCUCAGUUGUGUCUAGUUGUUCUAUUGAUGGUGCAAUAGUUGAGUUUUUUUCCAAGAAUGAUAUGAGUAUGACCCUCAACAAAGAGAAAGAGUCGGACGCUGAUGCAUAGUAAAAAGUCACGCUCCUGGUCCUGCUCCUCAUUGAAUUCUUGACGACCGGAAAAAGAAGUCAUGAAAUUAAUAGAUACUUACGAGGAGUUCGUGCGUCUGGUCGUCAUUUUGAUUUUCGUCAAGUACACAGGUGUGCAACCUCUUUUUAAUGAUCUAAUUUUGCGACAGUCAAUCAUGAAGCAAGGAUGAAAACUUAAGUAAACUGUUGGCAUACUAAAAAAGAAGAAGAUUAGUUCUACCAGGUAGUUCUACUUGUACGAGAAAUAUGUACAGCUAUGGUUCGAAAUUAAAUUUAUCCCAUCAUUAUUCCUUCUGUAUUAUUAUCAAGAAUAUUUCAUCUGUAAGUCGUACUAGGGUAUUGCUAUCGAUAUUUAUUUUGACUCUGUACAGAAAGAAGAUUUUGACUGGCUCCUGCUCGGGUCGAAAUAGAGGAGAAACUUCUAGCUCCCCCAUGAUUUGCAGUAAUACCAUAUAGACACUGGUGACGAGUAGAUCAACAAGUCGUGGGUGGGGGACAUCUUCAUCAACGAAAAAAAUAUGAAAAAUAGAUACUAACUCGUCCAGCUUCUACUGGAAGCCGAAGCUCAAAUACACGUUGCUGUGACAGUGACACUAGGCAAAAAAAAUAAAAGACCUUAGAAAUACAAAUGCC